UACGUGGAGGGAUAUUCCACCAAAAUUACUUCACCGCCUGUUACGUUAUCAUUCCCCUCUCCCACUCAACAACGGGAAAGGGACAAGAGGAGGGAGAGAACUCGCCCAUACCCUGCCUCAUGUGCUUUUUGGUAGACCCACUAACCCAAAUCCAUAAAGUAUCCGGAGCAAUUGGAUCUAGGGUUUCAUAUCUCUUCCCCAAAUCCCUCAAUUCAAAAUUAGUUUCUCAAAUUAGGGGUUUCUUUCCAAUAGCAAUAUAACAGAAGAAAAAUGCCUCAGAGACAUUCGAAGAACAAUAACGAUUUAGCAUUCUUCACCUAUGAUGAGAAGCGGAAGCUAGGGUACGGCACGCAGAAGGAGAGAUUGGGCAAAGAUUCGAUCAAACCAUUCGAUGCAUGUUGUCUCUGCUUGAAGCCUUUAAUAGAGCCCAUGUCCUGCUCCAAGGGCCAUGUUUUCUGUAAAGAGUGCAUUCUCGAAUGCCUCUUGGCCCAGAAAAAAGAUAUUCAAAGAAAGCUAUCCGCCCAUGCUGCUCAACAGAAGCAAGAAAAAGAAGAAGAAGACGAGAGACUAAUGUUGCAAAAAGCUAGAGAGCUUGAUGCAUUUGAUCAACAGAACCAUGGGGCAGUACCUCAGUACAACGAUAAGAACUACAACAGGGACAAGAAUGGUUUCCAUGGGGCUAACAGUGUCAAAGCCACCUCGUAUGAGGAGGAGGCUUUGCGUACUAUGAAGGCAUUUUGGCUGCCUUCUGCGACGCCGGAGGCUCCUAAAAAGGUGGAAGCCCCAUCCACAGACACUGUUUGCCCUGAAGGGAAGGAAAAACUUAGGCUAAAGACACUCUUUGCUAUUCAUUUCACAGAAGAUACAAGUGAGCAGAAGCGCUCAAGUUCUCUUGAUAAGACGUAUAUCUGUCCUAGCUGCAAGGUGACACUAACUAAUACACUGGCCCUUGUAGCCUUGAGUUCUUGUGGACAUGUCUUCUGCAAGAAGUGCGCGGAUAAAUUCAUGGCAGUCGACAAGGUGUGUCUAGUCUGUGACAGGCCAUGCAAAGACAGGAAUCUUGUCAAUUUGGCAAAGGGAGGAACUGGUUUUGCAGGACAUGGUGAUCAUCUUGAAGCAACAGAUUUCAAGCAUUUAGGAAGUGGUUCUGGGCUUGGGCUUGUAAGACCUGCCACGAAGACUUGAACUGGAGAUGUAAUAGGUUCCAUUGGAGCUGUUAUUAUAUCAUCCUUUGGCUGGUUACUGUUGAUACAUCUUAUCUGCAAUACAUGCUCACUUCUUGUUUAAAUCAUCUUCAUUGUAAUAUAAGUGCGGUGAAAGCAAUCACUCCUCUGAGUUGUUUUGUAAUCCAGCCAAAAUGCGUGGCCAUUGACAGUAUCGAUUUAUGACUCUGGGAAUUCCCCAGUUCAUUACCUGUCUCUGUUUUGUAAUUUAUGUCUAA
This is a messenger RNA of Sesamum indicum (sesame), 1441 nucleotides long. Its product is annotated as E3 ubiquitin-protein ligase CSU1. NCBI's taxonomy places the organism in Eukaryota, Viridiplantae, Streptophyta, Magnoliopsida, Lamiales, Pedaliaceae. Gene Ontology annotation, molecular function: ubiquitin protein ligase activity. Gene Ontology annotation, cellular component: nucleus. The record is from RefSeq and is a predicted model, not a curated record.